Molecule: messenger RNA, 1889 nt
Organism: Mirounga angustirostris (Northern elephant seal)
Lineage: Eukaryota; Metazoa; Chordata; Mammalia; Carnivora; Phocidae
Gene: GTPBP2
Product: GTP binding protein 2
Exons: 12
Coding region: 41-1849 (602 amino acids)
Biological process (GO): translational elongation
Molecular function (GO): GTP binding; GTPase activity; translation elongation factor activity
Source: RefSeq, a predicted model, not a curated record
GGGGGGGAGGGGCCGGGCGGGGGGCUGGUGGCAGCGGCGGAUGGACUCGCGGGUAUCGGAGCUGUUCGGCGGCUGCUGCCGGCCCGGAGGGGGCCCGGCCGUGGGCGGAACCCUUAAGGCUAGGGGGGCCGGCGGCAGCAGCGGCUGCGGGGGCCCAAAGGGGAAAAAGAAGAACGGAAGGAACAGAGGGGGCAAAGCCAACAAUCCUCCGUACUUGCCCCCCGAGGCUGAAGAUGGAAACAUCGAAUAUAAACUGAAGCUGGUGAAUCCAUCCCAGUACCGCUUUGAGCACCUGGUGACACAGAUGAAGUGGCGGCUCCAGGAGGGCCGCGGUGAGGCUGUCUACCAGAUUGGGGUAGAGGACAAUGGGCUGCUGGUGGGGCUGGCUGAGGAGGAGAUGCGGGCAUCCCUCAAGACCCUGCACCGGAUGGCAGAGAAGGUCGGGGCAGAUAUCACUGUUCUCCGGGAGCGGGAAGUGGAUUAUGACAGUGACAUGCCCCGGAAGAUUACCGAAGUGCUGGUACGAAAGGUCCCUGACAACCAACAGUUCCUAGACCUCCGUGUGGCCGUCCUGGGCAAUGUGGACUCAGGGAAGUCGACUCUGCUUGGAGUCCUGACCCAGGGAGAGCUGGACAAUGGGCGGGGCCGGGCUCGGCUCAACCUUUUCCGCCACCUGCAUGAGAUUCAGUCUGGCCGAACCUCCAGCAUCAGCUUCGAGAUCCUGGGCUUUAACAGCAAGGGAGAGGUGGUGAAUUACAGUGACUCACGGACGGCAGAAGAGAUCUGUGAAAGCAGCUCCAAGAUGAUCACGUUCAUCGACCUGGCAGGCCACCACAAGUACCUACACACUACCAUCUUCGGCCUCACCUCCUACUGCCCCGACUGCGCCCUGCUGCUCGUCAGUGCUAACACUGGGAUUGCUGGCACCACAAGGGAGCAUCUGGGGCUGGCCUUGGCCCUGAAAGUGCCCUUCUUCAUCGUGGUCAGCAAGGUGGACCUGUGUGCCAAGACCACAGUGGAGAGGACAGUACGCCAACUAGAGCGGGUCCUCAAGCAGCCUGGCUGCCACAAAGUCCCCAUGCUGGUCACCUCCGAGGAUGACGCUGUCACUGCGGCUCAGCAGUUCGCCCAGUCACCCAACGUCACUCCUAUCUUCACGCUGUCCAGCGUAUCUGGAGAGAGUCUGGACCUGCUUAAAGUCUUUCUGAAUAUCUUGCCACCACUCACCAACAGCAAAGAGCAGGAGGAACUCAUGCAGCAGCUGACGGAAUUUCAGGUGGACGAAAUCUACACAGUACCGGAGGUGGGGACAGUUGUUGGAGGGACACUUUCCAGUGGGAUUUGCCGUGAGGGGGACCAGCUGGUGGUGGGCCCCACGGAUGAUGGCUGCUUCCUGGAGCUGAGAGUGUGCAGCAUCCAGCGCAACCGCUCUGCCUGUCGUGUGCUGCGAGCUGGUCAGGCUGCUACGUUGGCCCUCGGGGACUUUGACCGUGCACUUCUUCGCAAGGGCAUGGUGAUGGUGAGCCCCGAGAUGAAUCCUACCAUCUGCUCAGUGUUCGAGGCAGAGAUAGUCCUACUGUUCCAUGCCACCACGUUCCGGCGAGGCUUCCAGGUGACAGUACACGUGGGCAAUGUACGUCAGACAGCAGUGGUGGAAAAGAUCCAUGCCAAGGACAAGCUGCGGACAGGGGAGAAGGCAGUGGUACGUUUCCGCUUCCUGAAACACCCAGAGUACCUGAAGGUGGGCGCCAAGCUGCUGUUCCGGGAGGGUGUCACCAAGGGCAUCGGCCAUGUCACCGAUGUACAAGCCAUUGCAGCAGGAGAGGCCCAGGCCAACAUGGGCUUCUGAACUCCUCCAGGCAGGCACAGCUCCAUUGCUGUCCCUACAA